Messenger RNA from Penicillium daleae, 1569 nucleotides. RefSeq lists its product as uncharacterized. Gene Ontology annotation, cellular component: extracellular region. The transcript has 5 exons. Gene Ontology annotation, biological process: sphingolipid metabolic process; carbohydrate metabolic process. The coding region runs from base 1 to 1569 and encodes 522 amino acids. The record is from RefSeq and is a predicted model, not a curated record. NCBI's taxonomy places the organism in Eukaryota, Fungi, Ascomycota, Eurotiomycetes, Eurotiales, Aspergillaceae. Gene Ontology annotation, molecular function: cellulose binding; glucosylceramidase activity.
AUGUACAUUGCACUUCUGACAACACUUGGAGUUACCCUUCAGGUUGGGCUUGCCACCGCUCAAACUAAGGUCACGGUAGAUGCGGGCACGACCUACCAGGUAAUUGAUGGGUUUGGCUUCUCGGAGGCGUUUGGCUUCGGCGGCGGAGUCGAAAAUGCACCUGCAGCGCAACAAACCCAGGCACUGAACUAUAUGUUCAGCACAACUGAAGGAGCUGGUAUGACAAUUCUACGUAACCGAAUUGCAGCGGAUCCGAACGGUACUAUUGAGCCAAAUAGUCCUGGAUCACCGUCUACCACUCCGAGCUACAGGUCAAUUGGCGACGAUGCUAGCCAGAUAUUUUGGUCUAAGAAUGCACGGGAAAUGGGUGUCAAGUACAUCUACGCUGAUGCCUGGAGCGCCCCUGGGUUCAUGAAGACCAACAAUGACUACAUCAACGGCGGAUAUCUGUGUGGUGUGACUGGACAUACUUGUUCCUCUGGCGAUUGGAGACAGGCAUAUGCAAACUACCUGGUGCAAUAUCUCCAAGACUACGCCACACAGGGUAUCACGGUUGACUUUGUUGGCUUCUUGAAUGAGCCUGAAUUUUCGCCAAGCUACGAUUCAAUGUCGUCUGAUGGCACUGAAGCCGCCUCCUUCAUUCCAAUUCUCCACGACGCCAUUCAGAAAGCUGGUCUAUCUACUGGCAUUACUUGUUGCGAUGCCGAGGGCUGGACCGACCAGGUGACAUUCACGCAGCAGCUUAUAUCUGCUGGUGCUGAGCAAUAUUUGUCUCGUAUCACCUCUCAUUGGUACACCUCUCAGGGUACAUCUCCUAUUAACACUAGUCUGAGAGUAUGGGAGACUGAAUACGCGGACUUGGAUGAUGCAUUCACUGCGACUUGGUAUUCAAGCGGUGCAUUCAAUGAAGGCCUCACAUGGGCCAAGCUCAUCUACCAAGGCCUUGUUGAGUGUAACCUCAGUGCGUUCCUGUACUGGGUUGGCGCUCAAUCGAACAGCAACGCCGCUGGACUAGUCACCCUAACGGGAUCGGGCUCUUCUACGCAGGUAGUCGCUUCAGGGUCUCUCUGGGCUUUUGCCAUGUUCUCUCGCUACAUCAGACCCGAUGCUGUACGUAUUGGUGUCUCUGGUACCCCUACCAACACCCAAGUCGCGGCUUUCAAAAACACGGACGGCUCUAUCGUAACGGUUAUGAUCAACUCAGGCGCAAGCUCUCAAAGUAUCUCUCUAGGAGGCGGCACUAUUUCAUCAGCCAAGGCCUAUUACAUGGACAACUCUGUCUCGUCGCCGUCUAGCCUUUCGAUCACCCUGAGCGGCGGCAAUAUUGCGGCUACUCUUCCCGCCUACUCAGUGGUCACUUUUAUUUUCUCCAGCACUGGGUCUACCUCGUCUACCACCACCACGAUUGUCAAUUCUAUCACAUCUACUACCACCACGGCUAGUGCAACCAGUACAGGCCUUGCUCAGCACUGGGGUCAGUGUGGAGGCCAGGGUUGGACCGGCCCAUCUGUCUGUGCUAGCCCUUACACGUGCCAGUCGGUGAAUCCAUACUACUCACAGUGUCUUUAA